CCCCUUGUUUGGAAGUUCCUGUUGAUUUAAAACAAAAAAGGGACAAGGGGUGUAUGUUUGAACUGGUAAAUCACGGAUUCCUUUCGGACUUUCUUAAUUAGUUUUGCCUGAAUUUAUUAUUGAUAGUUUGAAGUAUUAGUCAAGGGAAGUAAAUCAAAAUGGCAGACAGCGAUGAUGAUUACGACAGAAGAAAAGGGCGAGACAAAUUCCGAAGAGAAAGAAGUGAUUACGAACGACGAGAUGACCGUCGACGAGAAUCGUGGGAGGACAGAAGGGGCAUGCGGGGCAAUCAGUCGUUUCCAUCUGUUAGCAGUCGACAGAAUGUUCGCUCUAGAGAAAUCUGGAAUAACAGCCGAAACACACGAGACAGGAGGGAGAUGUAUGGGCGUGAGCAGUACGAGUCUCGCCGGCGAGAGCGCUUUAGUCCUCCACGACACGAGAUGGGACAUCAGGUUAAGCGGAUGAGGCGGGAUUGGGAUGACAAUUACCAACAGUAUGAUAUGCAGUAUGGAGGAGGGCGGGGUGGUGGCCCUGGCCAUAUGCCCAUGGGGGGUAACGGUGGGCCUGGUCAUCACCCUGGGUGGGGUCAUGGAGCAGCACAUGAUAUGGGCGGAGGUAUGCCACCUCAUCAAGAGUUUCCUAUGUCUGGAGGGCCCAAUAGAAAUGAACCAGACUUUCCUACUCAGCCUCCAUUGUUGACCUUCAAGCAGUACCUCACACAACAAGAUGAUGCAAUUAGCGAAGAAGACGCCAUCAAACGUUACAAUGACUACAAGAUUGACUUCAAGCGGCAGCAGAUCUCAGAGUUCUUUCUCACACAUAAAGAAGAAGAAUGGUUUAAAUCGAAGUACCAUCCAGAAGAGUAUGCCAAACGACAGGAAGAGAUAAGAGCCUCUCUACGAAACCGGCUGAAGGUGUUUUUGGAGUUGCAGAGUGCAGGCCGCUUCAACAAUGUUUCUGUGGAUGUUGACAAGACAGAUGAAAUGCUCAAAGUCCUUGAUGCAGCUGUGAUCAAGAUGGAGGGCGGAUCAGACAUCGACCUUACAGUCCUCGAUCAACCUGCAGAUAAGGAUGAAGGGGUUAUGCGUAACUCCAUGUCUGAAAGCCAGCCUCUUGAAAAAAGCCCUGAGAAAGAGAAAAAGGAGGAGACAGAAAAAAAAGAAGCAGAAAAAGAGCCAGAGAAAAUCACAGAUCAGAAGCCUCUGGAGUUGGCCAUCACACCUGAGCAAGAGGAACUACAGUGGAAGGCUCGUGAAUACCAAGAAGAACAAGAGCGUAGUGCUGAGCAAAAAAGAAGAAAUAAAAGAAAGAAGAACAACAGGGAAAAAUCUGAAUACAGCUAUGAAAGUGAGUCUGAAUCGGACAGUGGAUCAGACUCUGACCUCGAACCUGCGCCACCAGUAGAGUGUCCCAUGGCAGGACUAGAGGAUGAACCCUUGCCGCCUGGAACCGAGUCUGUAGCAGGAGCUGCAUCAUCUGCCUCAGCAUCUGGUGCCAAUGGAGCAGAGAAAGAAGCUGGGAAGGUGGCUGGUGAGAAGACAGAAAGCUCCAGGAAAGAAGGCAAAAAAAGAGAUGGAGAUGAGGAGAAAGAUGUAAACACACGACCUGAUGAUGACCACGACAUAAACCAACCUCGGCCACUUCACCGAACCAACUCCAUCUUUCUGCGCAACCUAGCGCCUACCAUCACUAAGAUGGAAGUGGAAGCUAUGUGUCGCCGAUACCCUGGCUUCAUGAGGGUGGCCCUACAGGAUCCCCAGCCUGAGCGUCGAUUCUUUCGUCGUGGCUGGGUAACUUUUGCCAAAAAUGUGAACAUCAAAGACAUCUGCUGGAACUUGAACAACAUUCGGCUUCGGGAUUGUGAAUUGGGAGCAACACUGAACCGAGAGUUGAAACAACGUGUACGGCCUGUAAAUGGAUUGACAGUACACAAAGCUGUGGCUCGCAAUGACAUUAAGCUAGCAGCUCGCAUCAUCCAGAACUUGGACAGAAAGUGGGGCUUGUGGGUUGAUGAAGAUGAGGAGAAAAAGGAUGAGGAGAAAGAGCAGCGAAUGUCCUUCAGUUUUGUUUCCAACAACCCAGUCCUCCAAAAUAUUACUGACUAUCUUGUGGAAGAAGGCAGCUUUGAAGAGGAUGAACUUUUAGGAAAUGCUGGCGAGGUGAAGGAAAGUAGUUCUGAUUUAACAGUGGAGAGAGAUGACAACAUGCUAAAGGUUUUAGAUCGCAUGAUUUUGUAUCUGCGUAUUGUACAUUCCAUUGACUACUACAGUGCCAACGAGUAUCCCAAUGAGGAUGAAAUGCCUCACCGCUGUGGAAUUAUGCAUGCCAGGGGCAUGGCACCUGGUCCAACAUCCAAAUUGACACAGACUGAUGUGUCAGAGUGGAUAACCAGCAUGGAAAACAAGCUGAAGCCCUUCUUGGAGGUGUCAAGCAAGAUUAGUGAAGAGGAGGCCUUGAAGUUGGGCAUGAAAAAUCCUGAGAAAGAAGUUGAAAAGUUUGUGAUCGCAAACACCCAGGAACUGGCCAAAGACAAGUGGCUGUGUCCACUAAGUGGCAAGAAGUUCAAAGGGCCCGACUUUGUGCGCAAACAUAUUUUCAACAAGCAUGCUGAAAAAAUCGAGGAGGUGAAGAAAGAGGUGGCCUUCUUCAACAAUUAUUUGAUGGAUCCCAAGCGUCCAUCACUGCCUGAGCAUCCCAGCAAUCGGUCUUCAGGCCAAAACCAAGGAAACCAGUUUGGAGGAGGUGGUGGAGGUGGUGGUGGUGGUGGUGGUGGUGGUGGUGGUGGUAUAAUGCCAUCUAUUCCUGCACAACCUCCUUCUUUGGUGGGCUACAAUCAGCGAACCCCACCUAUGAUGUAUGGAGGGAACAUGCCACCCUUUGGUGGGCCAGCUUUUGGAGGCCGGGAUAACAGAGACUAUGGCAGACCACCAAGUGGAGGUGCACGACCAUUUGGGCGUAGAAGUGAUCCUCGACCAAUUAUUGAGUACAGAGAUCUGGAUGCUCCAGAGGACAUGGACAUUUUCUGAGAUUUUCAAAUGACAGCUACAGCUUUGUACUUGAAACAGAUUGCAGCAAAAGGGAAACUGUUGGCAGACAUUGCAACCAAAACUGUAUUGCAUUUCCCAAAGAGGCAGCACACAUCUGAAUUCUGAGCAUUGUUGCAUUAAUGCCCCAAAGAGUUUUGAACACAGUCUGUUCAUUAUUUACUUCUUUUUUUUUUUUUUUUUUUUUUUUUUAAUGGAAGCGAACAGCUGCCAUUUGUAUGUGUGGUUAGAUUUUGGUAAAGAUGACAGACAAGACUGGCGAUAAGACAGAACAUGGAAGUAUGGGCUUGAUGUUACAGGAAGGAGAGAAGGGUGUGACGGGCUGCUAGAAGUCACCGGACAGAAAAUGUUGAGCAUCAACCUUGCCAAGUAGAUGUCAGUUUUUAAUCGAGAUGCAUUAACACCUGUCACUUACCUGAAACGUCUUGUCUUUUUCUUUUACUAUGUGAAUUUUUAUGUGCAACAAACCUAAUGUGAGAUUGCCUAAACCAGUUGGAACCACACUGCCUGAUUGCUGUGUAGGUGCAAGGAGAGCUUGCAAACAUGAUAAGGAAAUUAUACCAAGAUGCAGAAACAAUAUACAUUUUAAUGGGUAAUUUGUUUAACAAAAAUAAAAAUGUCUUGUACUUUUCAUUCUUGGCAGUCUUCUCAGAAUUGUCAAGACAUAUCUCAAAACAUUGUCAUGCUCGUUGUACAUAGUGAUGUUAAGUUUUAUGUUCUCUCCCUCGAAUAUCCAUGUUGCAUGCAGUCAGUCACUUUUAUUGACUCAUACAUUUCAGAAUGGUGUAAAUGUUGGCUGUUGUUUUUUUUUUUUUUUUUCUUUUGGCAAUGAAGUGUUCAACACUCUUUCCUUCAAGGAUUUUGCAGCAAUAUUUAGAGACAUUCCUUUCUUUGUCAGAAUAAUUUGAGUGGCCACGAGUUUAGUUUACACAUUGCCAUUCAAUAUUUAUUUUUUAUCUUUAAUGUGUUGACAAAGAACCCAAAAUUUUACUAGCUGAUUGCAGAAUCUGAAAUAUGCGCCACUGUAGAAAUUUAUUUUUGACAGAUUUAUCCGUAGUCAAAAUCAUGAGUUCGUCAUGAGAGGUACUUCCUCCUGUUACACUUGGAAAAAUAUCAUGAGCAAUGGAUUGAAUUUAGUGUUUUCUGCUUUCCUGACACCUAGUCCCAUAUCUUGUUAGUAAUGAAAGUAAGUUUUAAAAGUACAAAACUAACAACCUUCUCAGGAUGGUUUGUGGGAAAAAAGGACUUUAUGCACAAAGCUUGGAUGAGAAAAGCUACAUCUGGCCUUAUUGUAUGGUUAUGUUAAUAUUUAUCUGCCCUUUAUGGUAAAUGUAUUGCUUGGUGUCCUUUUGUUAUUGAUCACAUUUUUAUGAAAGUGGCUGUACUAAAGAAAAAAAAAUGUUGACGUACAUUGUAUUUACACGGGUAGGGGGAGGGGGGGGAGUGCAAAGCAAUGAAAAGAAGCGCGGUUCUAUUCAGUUAAUCUCAUCCUUGCUGUGAAACUUUUUAAUGAUAUUUCUGAAGCAAGAAUGUUUCCAGUCUCUUGCACUCAAGCAUAGCUGAUUCUAUUUGUAAUUGAAUAUACUAUGUUCCUAAGCUAUCUUAAUUUGUAAAAUAAACCGUUUGAUCUGAUGUGGAGGUCGUCUUUGUCAGUUGACGAUCAUCUUAGACGAAUUUGAAUUUAAAGUGGUCUGACAGGUUUUGGAAAAAAGUGUUUCUUUUCACCAUCAAAGGGUAUGCAAGUCUUUAUUAUUAUUUUCAUAUCGUUAUCAUUGUUUAUCGGUGUGUCUGAUGAUGUGUCGUGUACGGUUACAUGAGCUCUGCUUGGCGUUUAUGAUUGAAUUAAACGGCUUCCUUGCA
Pomacea canaliculata is the source of this 4904-nucleotide messenger RNA. RefSeq names its product serrate RNA effector molecule homolog A-like. The record is from RefSeq and is a predicted model, not a curated record. Gene Ontology annotation, molecular function: nucleic acid binding. Gene Ontology annotation, biological process: mRNA processing; primary miRNA processing. The transcript is spliced from 23 exons. Gene Ontology annotation, cellular component: nuclear body. Bases 159 to 3026 code for a protein of 955 amino acids. Lineage: Eukaryota; Metazoa; Mollusca; Gastropoda; Architaenioglossa; Ampullariidae.